Molecule: messenger RNA, 903 nt
Organism: Rotaria socialis
Lineage: Eukaryota; Metazoa; Rotifera; Eurotatoria; Philodinida; Philodinidae
Source: the annotation of a GenBank genome assembly
AUGGAACAAUCUGUCUUCGCCGAUGCAAUACUCGAUCAUCGUCAAGAUUUAAGUGAUGCACACAGUGUCGAUUCCACAUUUAGUAAUGAUAGUGGAAUUGUGGUAGCACAUGAAGCAUUCGAACAUGAUUUAACGGCAGAAAAAUUACUUAAUGAAUUACAACGUGUCAAAGAAGAUCUCAAAUCAAAAGAUAGUGAAGUUCGUCGAGCACAUGAAAUGCGUGACAAUGCGGACAGAGAAAUUGAAGAUUUGACAGCAUCAUUAUUCGAAUCUGCACAUUCAAUGGUUGAACAAGCCAAAUACGCUCAAGCGAAUGCUGAACAAAAAUUAAAAAAUUCAAAUCAAACAAUUGAAGCGCUAACAGUUGAGAAUAGUCAAUUGAAAAAAACAGUUCAUGAAUUAAAACAAAUUUUAAAUUCGUGCCGGUCAUCGUCCGAUAUGUCAACAACUCAGAAUAGUAUCGAUAAUAUUUUAUCGAGAGAAUUUACAUGUUGGGAAGAAAAGCCAUCCAUUGAACGAGAUUCAUCUGUAUUUAUGUAUCGCAUUUAUAAUGAAGAUAUUUUACCAUGUUUAACAUUUCCUAAUGCUGAUCUUUCGUCAAAAGUUCUAGCGGCCAUCGAAACAAAUGAUGUGGCCAUGGAAGCGUGCCAUUCAAAAGGGAAUAUGAAAACUUGCUCACUAAUGGGUGAACUGUGUCAAUGUGAUUAUCGUGUUCGAUUAGGUGAAAAUAGUCAAUGGUGGCUAUUAUCAAGUCUAGCUCGAAAUCGAAUUGCAGCAGUUUGUGACUUUUUUACGUUUAUUCGUCAUGUGCAAUGUGGUCUGGUGAAAAUUGAUGCUCAAAGUCGUUAUAAUAAAGUAAUAGAACUACGCAAGCAAAUGGCAUUUGCUCGUCUUGGAUUGUAG